UUCGAAUCGCAUGCUACGGUGCAUCGAAACGUCAGCCCCUUUUGCUUCGCUGACUGUUUCCUUCAUAACGACGGAAUCGAGAAAAGAAAAGAACAAGAGAGCUAGGAUGUUGGAUCAUUUCAAAACAGAAUCGUGCAGGAUCUAAACGUGCGACGAUGUUUAAUCUUGAGUGACGCUUGGAUUCAUGGACCAAUUUUUUUGCUGAAGGUUAGGUAACGAAUUCUUGAAAUACUCGUCCUCCAGAAAAUCAGGAUCAGUAGCUUUAAUGUGAAUUAUUUGAACUGACUAUUCUAUUAAAGAAACAUGUCAGACGAAGAAGAUACAGCAAUAUUAUUAAACAGUGCAAACAAAACUGUUGAAACAUCUAUAAGUAAAGUACCAAAUGAAAAUUAUCAAUGUCUGCCCACAAAGAAUCUGAGAAAACCGCUUCCAAAACAGACCGACAAUUUGACACCGUUAACAUCAGGCAAUCAAAAUGUGUUCGUUUCUACGGUUGCAAUUUUGGCAGGUAUUGCCUUUGGAUGUGAUAUGGGCAUAGCAAAACCUAUAGCCCCUUUGAUCAAACACGAAUUCAACUUGAAUUGCUUUGAGAAAGAUUUUGUAAUAAGUAUUUGGUUCAGUGGAGCUCUUAUGGGUGGUUUAACUGGUGGUUUUUUAAUCGAUUCCUUUGGUCGACGAUGGACUAUGAUAUCUAUGUUGAUCUUCCUCACUUUUGGUGCAACAUUAUCAGCAUUGGCAAAUCAUUAUAUUUUGCUACUUAUUGCACGGACCAUUUGCGGAUAUUCAGGAUCUGUUUCAGCUGUAGCUCACUGCAUAUACAUGGCAGAAGUAUCUGAUUCUAAUAAGCGUGGAUAUAACAUAAUGUUAUAUCAACUGGGUAUAGCUACCGGAUUUUUAAUUUCCGUCAUUGCUGCUGCCGUUAAAAACAUAGAUUACCAAUGGCGAUUUUCCAUCGGUAUAACGGCCGUUCCCGCCCUGGCCGCGUGCAUCAUCACCAUCAUAUUUCUCCAACGAUCUCCACCCUUCUUGCUAUACAAAAGAAUGGCGAACGUUUCGAAAACAUCAUCCAAGAGUGCUUGGAACACGGUUUUCACGACUCUGACAAUUAUGGCUUUCUUGUUGAUAUUGCAACAAAGUACCGGUAAACGACAAGUGUUAUAUUACGCCCCAAGAUUGUUCGCACUGUUAGGCAUUUGUUCCAACAUUGCAGAAGUUACGGCUUUAAUAUCUCUUGGCAUAGUCAAGGUAUUCAGUACGAUGUUGUGUCUGGUCAUCAUAGAAAGAUGCGGACGUCGAACAGCUUUGAUUACGUCUGCAACUAUUUGCAUGACAACGAUAUCAUUGUUAUCCUUACUCGCCACGAUAGAUAGAGGCGACGAUAAUUUAGAUAUUGUAAAUACUCAUUGCAAGAAUCACCAUAGCGAGGACGUUAAAAUCCAAAAUGUUUUACCUACUGGAUCUCCACCACCGUUUCCUUUACUGCCAACUCCAUUAGCGGUUAUUGCUCCCAGUCCAGAGACAUGGACACAAAUUAAAGCAUCCUGCGAAACACAGAAUAUUAUUGUAUCCGAAGGUUUGACCGGUGGUUUGCGUAUUUUAGCGGUGAUAACGCUGCUCGUUUAUGAAGCAGCAUACGCGUUAGGACUUGGUCCAGUGCCUCUAUUGAAUCUCACAGAAGUUUUCCCUGCAGCGGUUCGAGGAAGGUGUAUUAGUUUCAUUUCCAUCGUGAUAUGGAUAACGUACAUUAUUGCUACAGAGUCAGUUAGCGCGAUGGCCAAAUCGUUGACGUUAGCUGGAUCGUAUCUGUUUUAUAGCUUUAUGUGCCUCAUCACUAUAGUUUACGUUUUUCUACUUAUCCCAGAAACGAAAAGCAAGACUCUUCAUCAAGUUGCUCAAGGAUUACGCAAAAAUUCCCUCGGAACGCGUAUAUGCAAUAACUUGCGUAGCUUGCCACUUAUUUGUCACAUCCAGUGGAUAAAGAAGUAUGACGGCAACGUAAGUAACGGGCAGAGUACGUUAAUUUGAAAACGAACCACUCUGCAUCGGAAUAAUCAUAUAGAAUUGCAGUUCGUCUGUAAAAGUAUUUAAAAGUCCUCUUUCUUUUUCGUUCUCUUACGUAAGGUUAACUUAAACUUACGAAGUUCAAGACCUGUCAAACACAGUGUUCAGCACGUAUAAAGUGCUUUGAUAAGAUUUCCUUAACUGCCGAUUACAGUACAUAUCAUGCGGUUGGAAAAAAGUUCAACGCAAAAGACUGAUUAGUUUUUUAAUUUCAUUCAUUCUCGUUUUUUUAACCUUCCUAACUAAAUUAUUAUACGUAGCGAUAAUUUUCGCCCUGCAUCGUUAACACGUUGCAUGAUACAAUCACUUUUAAUAAGAAAUUUAGUUGAAGAUGUAACUAAGAAUCAUGUAAACGAUAAUGAACUAUACAUUUUAUAGCGUAGCAGAGUCUCAAAAAGUUUUAAACAAAUAUAUGUUAAAUGUCACUUUACUAUUAAAAAUAGCACUAUUUUUUUUAUUGCCGUACUUUUAAAUACAGAUUUAUUUACCCCGUUGCAAUUUCCCUAUAUGUAACGAAGACGUGCAAUGUUCUCCGGUGCCAUUUCAGAAAACAAUAUUAUGUAAAAAGUCUUUUAUUAUAUAUAACAUUGCUGUAUAUAAAAAUAAUUUUUCGUAUGUAUAAUUAUUGCAGAUUUACAAUAUUAUAUAAUAUAGCGUAAUAUCAUACUUGGCAAUGAGAUGCAAUUGAUUUACAUACGUAAUAAAACUUAAUAAAAGAAAGCGUUAUCUCCUUUCCUUGUUUCCUACAUAGUACUAUACAGGGUUCACAACUAAUAUAAGUUUAAUGAAGCGUAGUUGAUGUGAUUUUGAAUAAAAUUUCCCUUUGCAAAAAUGA
This is a messenger RNA of Megachile rotundata (alfalfa leafcutting bee), 2896 nucleotides long. Its product is annotated as solute carrier family 2, facilitated glucose transporter member 10. NCBI's taxonomy places the organism in Eukaryota, Metazoa, Arthropoda, Insecta, Hymenoptera, Megachilidae. Gene Ontology annotation, cellular component: membrane. Gene Ontology annotation, biological process: D-glucose transmembrane transport. Gene Ontology annotation, molecular function: D-glucose transmembrane transporter activity. The record is from RefSeq and is a predicted model, not a curated record.